UCGGCGUCUAUAUUCUCGGCCCACCUCGAGUUGACAAGCUCACAAAAGGCCACGCGGACACAGGAGAGGGGAGAGCCCGAGAGCUUCCCUUGCCGGCGAGAUCCAGUCCGGCUCACGCGAUCUGACUUUCCCGGAGGGAAUUAGCUGGUCUGGAGUGAAUACUGAACCGAAAUGCCUCUGCUCCCGUCUGUUCUUUAAUCUUACGUUCUUCAACAGUUGAAAUCCAUCCCACCCCAAUGUUUCCAUGUUCAUUCCAGAAGCAAUUCUUGCUUGAUUCGUGGACUUCUUUCCUAAGCUACAGCUUCUUUCCAAGUAGAGUACCAGAACCAGAUACCCGAUCUCAAGGGAUGAAGAUAGUGACUGGGCCAUGGGAAUUAGACCGAGAAAGAAAGGGCCAGGUUGAGAUAUCGGGGGCAGGUUGCCCUUCCGGUGCCUGAAGGGCAAACAAAAUGUCAUACCAAGUCAGGCUGCUGCGCUUUUCCUAUGAAUUGGCCUUCUCGCAAUCCCUUCUGUUUUGCCUCGCCUCAAUCUGUUGAUGGUCCUUGAAUGUGAUCGCAUCAUUGCAGCAGAUCCAGGUUAAGCAGAUGGCUGACAACAGCAUUGAGCAAGCAUUGAUAGAGAAUCCUCCUAAUGUGCUGAAAUGGAAGCCAUCAGAAAGAGCUAAACGGUUUCGACGAUGCAGGUCAACUCCCUCAGAUCCCACCGAUCAAAAACCUGCAGAAAACGGAUCUGUGCUUAAAGCCAAAGAGUUAUUCAAGGAGAAAAGGCCGAGCUUCAUGCUUGUAGGCCUCCUCCUUUUCGCCUACCUACUAGUGGGUGUCAUCAUCUUUUACCUAUUCAUGGAUCAAUUAUCUGGGAAGACAACUAAUAGAGUGCUUGACGCCUUGUACUUCGUUAUUGUCACAAUGACCUCGGUUGGCUAUGGGGAUCUUUUCCCAAACAGUGACACAACAAAGCUGCUUGCUUGCGCUUUUGUAUUCACAGGAAUGGCGAUCAUUGCUCUCUUCAUCAGUAAAGCGGCAGAUUACCUUGUUGAGAAACAGGAGGUGUUGUUCUUCAAAGCACUGCACAUGAAUAUGAAGGGCAGCGAGGCCAAAAUGCUAGGAGCAAUGGAAACAAAUAGGAUAAAGUACAAAUUCUACACUGUCGCUCUGCUUCUUGCAAUGGUUAUUGUUGCUGGGACUGUAUUUCUGUGGAAGGUUGAGAAGCUCAGCCUUGUUGAUUCCUUCUACUGUGUCUGUGCCACGAUCACUACCCUGGGUUAUGGGGAUAAAAGCUUCUCGUCCAAACUGGGGCGUGUUUUUGCAGUGUUUUGGAUAACCACAAGUACUCUCAUCAUGGCUCAGUUCUUCAUGUACCUUGCUGAGCUCUACACUGAGCGCCGGCAGAAAAUCCUGACCAAAUGGGUGAUCAACAGGAGGAUAACCACCAUGGAUCUUGAGGCAGCUGAUAUAGAUGACGACCGACAAGUUGGUGCUGCUGAAUUUGUACUUUACAAGCUAAAAGAGCUCGGCAAGAUCAGCCAAGAGGAGAUAUCUUGUUUUCUCGAGGAGUUUGACAAGCUUGAUGUUGACCAGUCUGGCACACUCUCAACUUACGACCUUACUCUAGGACAAACAAUUCAAUGACUGAUGAUGCAUAUGUGAUUUUGCUGACUGAAUGAUUUUGUUUGAUGUCGUUAGCAUUUCUGUUGUCCAUAUGUAACGCUGUAAUGUUGUAAAGAUGUAAAUUGAGAUGAUUGAGAAAUUGUGCCCCGCCUUUUCUCCAAAGCAACUUGAAUCAAGGCUGUAAAGAACAAAUACUUGCUGGAGACAGACGACAUACCUGCAAAUUUAUGAUUGGCUUAGCUCU
This is a messenger RNA of Zea mays, 1851 nucleotides long. RefSeq names its product Two-pore potassium channel 1. Gene Ontology annotation, molecular function: potassium ion leak channel activity; outward rectifier potassium channel activity. Gene Ontology annotation, biological process: potassium ion transmembrane transport; stabilization of membrane potential. The transcript is spliced from 4 exons. Bases 585 to 1628 code for a protein of 347 amino acids. Gene Ontology annotation, cellular component: plant-type vacuole membrane; plasma membrane. The record is from RefSeq and is a predicted model, not a curated record. Lineage: Eukaryota; Viridiplantae; Streptophyta; Magnoliopsida; Poales; Poaceae.